AUGGCGGACGAAGGGAGUCUGGAAGAAUUGGAGAAAAAGAUUGAUCCAUCGCAUCCAGAAGUGAUGGCUCUCUUCACUGAAAAAAUAGGAAAUAUAAUGGGAGGUACAUUGCUUAUUGGAUUGCCAAAUGAACCAACGCUCGAUGAAGUGUUCAACUCGUAGAUUGCACUGGAACAUGGCCGCGCUAUUGUUGUAAACGUUCGUCAGCAAGAUGAACAAGGCACUUUGCUAUCUGUAGUUGUCAUCCAAAAUGCAACAGUGCAUGACUUAAAGAAGGCAAUACAAAGACACAUCUCACUUAAACUUUCCAGGGAAGGAGCUGGCAUAAAUGUUGUCUCCUGGUAA
Molecule: messenger RNA, 345 nt
Organism: Stylophora pistillata
Lineage: Eukaryota; Metazoa; Cnidaria; Anthozoa; Scleractinia; Pocilloporidae
Product: U11/U12 small nuclear ribonucleoprotein 25 kDa protein-like
Biological process (GO): mRNA splicing, via spliceosome
Cellular component (GO): U12-type spliceosomal complex
Source: RefSeq, a predicted model, not a curated record